AUGACUCUCCUAUCACGUCUUAUCAAAAAACCACGUCAGCAUGAGCCUGAAAAUCGACAAAAAACAACAGCUUUUUGCAGGUCAACCGCCUUCAAGAAUGAAGAGCAAUAAGAAGGACGAGGAGAGCAGUGGAAACGUCUAUGCUCAUCUGGACAAGACGUCGGUUCUACAGGAAGCUCGGGCCUUCAACGAGACUCCAAUCAAUGCCCGCAAAUGCGGUUUCAUCUUGGCCAAGCUGAUAUACAUUAUUCAGCAGGGCGAAUCGAUCGGGAGAACUGAGGCUACCGAGGCUUUCUUCGGAGUUACGAAGCUUUGGCAGAGCAAGGACGUCAGUCUCCGACGCCUCAUCUAUCUGGCCGUCAAGGAACUCUCCGAAGUGUCGGAUGAUGUGAUCAUUGUGACGAGCAGUCUCACGAAAGAUAUGACCGGAAAGGAAGAUCUGUACAGAGGACCGGCCAUAAGAGCUCUCUGCAAGAUCACCGACUCCGGAAUGCUGCAGACGAUCGAGAGAUACAUGAAGCAGGCCAUCGUCGAUCGCAACAGCGCCAUUUCUUCUUCUGCCAUCGUGUCUUCGACUCAUUUGAUGCGCAGAUCUCCUGAAGUCAUCCGUCGAUGGGCCAAUGAAGUGCAGGAGGCCGUAUCUUCGGAUAAUCAUAUGGUGCAGUACCAUGCCCUUGCUCUUCUCUAUCACAUCCGCGCCAAUGAUCGUUUGGCCGUCAACAAGCUCGUGCAAAAGUUCAGCAAGAACGCUCUCCGCAGUCCGUACGCCGUCUGCUACCUCAUCCGCAUCGCCACCAGAUGCCUUGUCGAGGAUGAUCAGUCAGUUUUCCCUUUUUUUCUCAACAUCAGUUUCAUAUUUCAGGCCAGAUUCCGCCAGCUUCACUUUCAUCGAGUCGUGCCUACGUCACAAGAGCGAGAUGGUCGUGUACGAAGCCGCCAGAGCGAUCGUCUCUCUUCCACACACCACUCCGUAAGUUCUGAUCUUGGUGUUUCUGAAAAUGAACAAAUGAUUCCAGAUCUGAGAUCCAGCCGGCUAUCACCGCCCUCCAAAUGUGCUGCACUUCUCCGAAGGCCGCUGUUCGCUUUGCCGCCGUCCGUACUCUCAACAAAGUCGCCAUUAAUCACCCGAACGCUGUGAUGAGCUGCAACGUCGACCUGGAGAAGUUCAUCACUGAUCCGAACCGAUCGAUUGCUACACUGGCCAUCACCACUCUUCUGAAGACUGGGGCAGAAUCGAGCGUUGAGCGUCUCAUGCAGCAAAUCUCUGGAUUCGUAAACGAGAUUUCUGACGAGUUCAAAAUUGUCGUCGUCGACGCCAUCCGCUCUCUUUGCUCUCGUUAUCCGCGCAAGCACGCCGUCAUGAUGCCGUUCCUGGCCAAGAUGCUUCGCAACGAUGGAAGCUACGACUACAAGAAGGCGAUCGUUCAGACUAUCAUUGCGAUCAUCGAGGAAAAUCCCGAUGCCAAGGUGGCUGGACUCGCUCAUCUUUGCGAGUUCAUUGAGGAUUGUGAGCACGAUAACCUCUCCACUCGUGUGCUCCAUCUGCUCGGAAGAGAAGCCCCGAAGACUCCGAACCCGUCGAGCUACAUCCGCUUCAUCUACAAUCGUGUCAUUCUGGAGAGCACCAAGGUUCGUGCCGCCGCCGUCACCGCUCUCGCCAAGUUUGGAGCCCAAUGCGUUGAUCUCCGCCCGUCAAUCCAAGUGCUUCUGAAGCGCUGUCUUCUAGAUUCUGACGAUGAAGUUCGUGAUCGUGCCACGUUCUACCUGAAGAUGCUGACUGAGGCGGCUGAGUCACUCAUUCAUAACUUCAUUCUCGACGGUCUUCAAGUGUCGCCGUCGGGCCUGGAGCGUUCGAUUCUCGAUUAUCUUCGUGGUGGAGUCUACUCUGCUCCGUUCGACAUUCGCACCGUUCCAGUCACCCAACAAGCUCUGUCUCAACCGGAGAAGAGAGUUUCAGCGAUGGUGGAGGAAGAGGAGAAACCAAAGACCCCGAAGGUUGAGCCGUACGCUGCUCAACUGGCCGCCAUUCCAGCGUUCGCUGCUCUGGGACUGGUCUUCAAAUCUGGAACUCGCAUUGCACUUACCGAAUCGAUUGCUGAGUACACUGUGCACAUGAUUAAGCACACCUUUGCCAAUGCUAUCGUUCUGCAGGUAAUUUUCGUCCUAAAAUGCUUCAAAUUUGCAUUAUCUCGUUUUCAGUUCGAAUGCAAGAACACGUUGCAAGAUCAGCUUCUCCUCGAUGUCUCCGUUGAUUUGGAAGAUCCGGAAGGCGAAUGGGAACCGAAGACCGCCGUCAAAAUCGACAAGCUGCCAUACGGAGAGGUUCAUUCGGCGUACUCUCUUCUUGAAUUCCCGGAUUCUGGAGUUAUUUCUGGAAGCCUUGGUGCAACCCUCAAGUUCAAUGUGAUGGAUGUGGACCCGACGACUCAAGAACCGGAAUCCGAAGAUGUCUACGAUCAGACAUAUGUGCUCGAAGAGGUCGAUGUCAGCGUGUCGGAUUCGGUGCAAGGAGUGGCGAAGUCGGCGUUCGGAAGUGCCUGGGAGGCGCUUGGAGACGAUGGAACGAGAGAAGAGACGUUCCAGUUGUCCACUGUCGAAAAUAUUCCUGACGCCGUCAAAAAGAUUUCCGAGAUACUUGGUCUUGUUCCUUGUGAACGAUCGGAUCGUGUGCCGGAAGGCAAAACUCAGCACACUGUUUUCCUUUCCGGAAUUUUCCGAGGUGGAUUCGAUGUUCUCUCGAAGGCCACCGUCGCCGUAGAUCCAAGUGACAAUUCGAUCAAUAUGAACAUCAUUAUCAAGUGAGAUUUUGUGAUUUGGAAUGCAUUUUCAUAGACUUCUUCAGAUCGAAUGAGCCGCUCGUUGCCGAUCUUGUUAUCUCGGCAGUCGUCUAA
Caenorhabditis sp. 36 PRJEB53466 is the source of this 2891-nucleotide messenger RNA. The record is from the annotation of a GenBank genome assembly. Lineage: Eukaryota; Metazoa; Nematoda; Chromadorea; Rhabditida; Rhabditidae.